Medicago truncatula (barrel medic) is the source of this 1133-nucleotide messenger RNA. RefSeq names its product non-classical arabinogalactan protein 30. NCBI's taxonomy places the organism in Eukaryota, Viridiplantae, Streptophyta, Magnoliopsida, Fabales, Fabaceae. The record is from RefSeq and is a predicted model, not a curated record. The transcript is spliced from 2 exons. Bases 1 to 1044 code for a protein of 347 amino acids. Gene Ontology annotation, cellular component: cell periphery.
AUGGCCAAAACUCUAGCAUUUUUGCUACUCUUACUCCAACUAACCUCUUUCACAACAUUUGCCGAAGACAUUUUUGAUGCAUUGGGUGACAUUUCCGAUUUUAUUAACCCUUUCAAUGCAUUUUCUAAAGAGUCUGAAACUCUUCACAAACCAACACAUGCUCAUUCCCUUCACCACCAAUCUCCCACGCCUUCCCCUAACCACCACCUUCACUCACCAUCACCUUCUCCCUCCCCUUAUCACCAAUUACAUGCUUCCUCACCUCACCACCACUAUCACUCACCAUCACCUGCUCCCUCCCAUCACCACCAAUAUCCUACUCCUUCCCCCCACCACCAACCACAUGCUCCCUCCCCCCACCAUCACUCACUAUCACCUGCUCCCUCUCUUCCCCACCAAUCUCCCGCUCCCUCCCCUCACCACCAAUCUCCUGCUCGUUCUCCUCACCACCACCAUCACUCGCCAAUACCCUCUCCUUCCCCUCACCACCACAAUCACUCACCAUCACCUUCUCCCUCUCCUCACCACCAAUCGCCUACUCCGUCCCCUCGCAACCAAUCUCUUGCUCCCUCCUCUCACCACCAAUCUACCAUUGUACCUGCAAAAUCCCCAAACUAUCACCACCCUCCCGCUCACUCACCAUCGCCAUUGCGUUCCACUCCCAUCCGGGGAAGCGUCAUGGUUGUUCAAGGUGUUGUUUAUGUCAAAUCUUGCAAGAGUAGUGGUCUUGACACCCUCAAGGGGGCUACACCGCUUCUUGGUGCCGUUGUGAAGCUCCAAUGCAAUAGUACCAAGUACAAGUUGGAUGAGACUGAUAAAGACGGUCACUUUUCUCUUGUAGGUCCAAAGAUUAUUACCCUUUUUACGGCUAAACAGUGCAACGUUGUUUUGGUCAGUGCACCACAUGGUCCGAAGCCCUCAAAUCUGCAUCAUGGUAUUACUGGUGCUAUUCUUAGGCCAAAAAGACGAUUUGUAUUUAAGGGCGUUCCCUUCAUUCUCUUCGCCACUCAGCCACUUGCUUUUGAGCCGAUCUGCCCUUGUUAAGAAAAUAAUAAUUUAAAAAUUCCGAGUUUAUAUACACCGUUGCAUUUAGUAUUUAUGUUUUGAUUUUCGCUUUCAUGUUAAAAUAAAGU